UGUGGUGUUUUUGUUUGUUUAUCUUGCUUACAGAAUAAAUAUUUUGAUGGUGAUUAUGAUUGUGGUAUUGAAUGAAAAAGUAUUGUCCGAGAAAUAAACAGAAAAAAUGUCGAAUCAAUGUUUUAUGCCAUCGGAUAUAGCUCGAUUAACAUAUGGCUAUCUAUUGGAAACAAAUUGUCAACGAACAGCACAAUGUUUUCUUGAUGAAUCACCAUAUCUACGGGAAUUUGCUCAAGGAAUUAAAAAUGGAUUUCGAUAUUCAACUAAACCAUACAAUAUGUCAUUGACCGAAACCCUUAAUGGAAAAUUUUCCCAAAAUAUCAACCAAAUGCAAUCGACUGUAUCGGCAACGACAACAACUUUUCCGAAUAAUUUUCCGCCAUUACAUUAUCAAACCACGAAUGUUAAGAAUACAAAUCUUCCAUUAGAAUCACAUAACAACAACAACAUUAACCGUGAACAUUUAUCAACACCAAAACACAAAAUUCUUCAAUCGAGAAAUUUGAACGCCUAUUCACCACGUCGCAAAAAUGCAACACCAAAACGAUUAUCAUUGAUGACAAAUCCACAUCAACAACAACAACAACUAUAUCAAUCGGAUUCAUCAUCCACAAUGAAUUGUCUUACAUCUGAUUCCAAUGUUCAGCAAAUGCUAUCGUUGGCCAACACCAAUUCAUCGCCAAUAUCAUCAUUGGCUUGUGAAUCAUCUGAAAUCGAUAUCGAAGUACAACCACGAAUCAUAUUCGAUGAAUUACUAAAAUAUCGUCCAUUGCAUGAUAAAGUUGCCAAUACUAUACAGAAAAUUAUCGAUGUUAAAGAUCAACCAAUGUUGGAUGAUAAUAUUACUAACAUUAUCAAUCAACAACAGCAACAAGAACAACAAAAUAUUAAAAAUUCCCAACAUUGUUUGACAACCGAUCAUGCAAUCGAUUCGAAUAAAAUUGGUGAUAUUGAAAAAGAUCUUCUGCCACCCGAUACAAUGGACGAAUUGUUAAGUUCAUUAGCCGAAGAGCCUGAAUUUCAGAAUUUUGUACAUAUAGUUGUUGAGAAAGAAAUUGCCAACACACCAUUCAAAUGUCAAUCAUCAACGUUUAAUACACCAAGUAAUACUUCCAAUUCAUCAUCAUUGAAUACGCCCAAUGUUUUUAUGACACCAAUCAAUACUAAUCACAACAAUCAGCAAUCUAAUGUCGAUAAAAUACAUCAAAAAAAUUCAUCCAUGGUGCCAGUGAAGAAUCUUAUCAACGAAUUGAAAACACCGGAAAGAUUAUCUUUAACUAAUAAUCGAUUAAAUGUUACUAAUAACAAUAAGUCUAAUUUGAUCACUACCACCACCACCAGCAGCAAUAAUCUUGUUGCAACAGGUAGUAUUUGUUCAUCAUCAUCGACGAAAAUUAAACCAAUUCUUCAAAAUCACAAAUUUAGUCGAGUUAAUAAUAAACAAAGAGAAGUACAAGAAUCGAUCAAAAAUACAACACUCAAUAAUAAUAAAAUUGCAACAGCAACCACGAAUAAACCAACAGCAUUGACAACAACUAUCGAAUUAGUCAGUGAUGAUCAUGGUGGCAAUCAUGAUGCUCCGGUAAAAUCCUCAUUCAUCAAUAAUAAUGAUAAUGGUAAUGGACCAAAUGAACAAAAAUCAACAACAACAACGACAUCCACGUCCAAUAGUCAAAUGGUCUGUCCGCAAAUUAAUAAUAAUAAUGUGGAAAUAGUAUCCAUACAGAAUUGGUCAUCAACACCUACACCGACUACAAAUGUUCUAACCAGACCGGUACUUCUUCAAGAUAAUAACAAUCAAACAAUCACAGCAUGGAGUGAUCAACAAGGUUUAGUUUAUCUAACAUAUCCUACUACUACUAUUGCGGCUGCUGCUACAACGGCAACACAGGAAACAAUCUAUUAUUUGGAUUCAUCCAAUUUGCAACUUUCAUCAACAUCAACAACAAUCAAUGAUUCUAGUUUGAAUGCAACGAAAAUAACAACCGCUGCUAAUGAUUCGAUUAUUACUGAUAAUGACAAAUCAUCAGUCCAAGAAAUUAAUAGUGUUUCCCAACAAUCGAAUCGAUCAACGGUUGGAUCACCACGAACUGUUCCCAGUAUUCUGAGUAGGGGUAAAAGACAGCCAAAAAUUGCAAUUCAAGAUUCAAAAAUCAAUCAAGAUUGUUCCAAUCAGCCAUCAGCGAUUAGUAGUGAUUAUCAUCAUCAAUCACCUUCUAUUAAUAGACGUAAAUCGGAUAUUAAAAAUUCUAGUGGUCAUCAUAAUUCAACGCAACACAACAAUCAACAACAAAAAAAGAGAAAAAUAUCGGGCCAUUUUAACGGCGAUUCUUCCAAUCAUCAUCAUCAUCAAACAACAAUCAAUAAACGUUCACCAGUAAUGGAUACAAAAGUUGAGAAAAUUUUAGGUUCAAACAUUGAGGAAUUUCUUGUAAAUUAUCAUGGAAAAUAAUUCAAACAAACUUUAUACUAAUUUUAAAUAAAAUGUUUUACAAUUUAUUAAGAAUUUCAU
Molecule: messenger RNA, 2512 nt
Organism: Dermatophagoides pteronyssinus (European house dust mite)
Lineage: Eukaryota; Metazoa; Arthropoda; Arachnida; Sarcoptiformes; Pyroglyphidae
Source: RefSeq, a predicted model, not a curated record